AUCUGAAGCAUCCGAUGUGGGCUGGAAACUAAACGCAAAUGCUUCAGCAAGGAACCCAGGAAGGAGAGAAGUACAAGAUGUCUCAGGCCAAGGGCCAAAGGAAAGAAUCAAAAUGCAUGCUUCUUUUGUCGGCGAAGAGAAGCGCGUUGGGACCCGUACUGUCCUUGUCGGCUAUCGCCAUGUUUCCGAAAUGGAGGCUUAUGUCCCGCAGAAGUUCUGCUCAAACCAGAUCGUCUCAUCCAAGUACACAGUUUGGAAUUUCCUCCCAAAGAAUCUCUUUGAACAGUUUCGAAGAAUUGCCAACUUUUACUUCCUUAUCAUCUUCCUUGUACAGGUCAUAGUGGACACACCAACCAGCCCUGUAACAAGUGGUCUUCCUCUUUUCUUUGUUAUUACUGUUACAGCUAUUAAGCAGGGUUAUGAGGACUGGUUACGGCACAGAGCUGACAAAGAAGUGAACAAAAGCAAUGUUUUUGUAAUUGAAGAUGCAAAGCGUGUGAGGAAAGAGUGCGAAGGGAUCAAGGUUGGUGACAUAGUGGAAGUGUCAGCGAAUGAAACCUUUCCCUGUGAUCUGAUAUUCCUCGCAUCAAGUACCAAGGAUGGGUCUUGUUAUGUCACUACAGCUAGUCUCGAUGGGGAAUCAAAUGUCAAGACCCAUUACACUGUGCAGGAUACUGCCAACCUCUGUUCAUGCCGAGCCUUAGAUAGCCUUACUGCCACCAUUGAAUGUGAACAGCCACAACCAGACCUCUACAGGUUUGUGGGCAGAAUUAACAUCUACAAGGGCGACCAAGAGCCAAUAGCCAGGGCCCUGGGUCCUGAGAACCUCUUGCUAAAGGGAGCAACAUUAAAAAAUACCCCUAAGAUCUAUGGAGUUGCAGUGUAUACUGGAAUGGAGACCAAAAUGGCUUUGAACUACCAAGGAAAAUCUCAGAAACGCUCUGCCGUUGAAAAAUCAAUCAAUGUUUUCUUAAUUGUCUACUUAUGCAUUCUUGUGAGCAAGGCUGUUGUGUGCACCACUCUGAAGUAUGUCUGGCAAAGCGUUCCAUACAACGAUGAGCCCUGGUACAACCAAAAAACCCAGAAGGACAGAGAAACUUUCAAGCUCUUAAAGAUGUUCACCGAUUUCCUGUCCUUCAUGGUCCUGUUCAAUUUCAUCAUCCCUGUUUCCAUGUAUGUGACAGUCGAGAUGCAGAAAUUCCUGGGCUCCUUCUUCAUUUCAUGGGACAAAGAUAUGUACGACAAAGCCAGCCAGGAAGGGGCCUUAGUGAAUACCUCCGACCUCAACGAAGAGCUUGGGCAGGUUGAAUAUGUGUUCUCUGAUAAAACAGGGACUUUAACAGAAAACACCAUGGAGUUCAUUGAAUGCAGCAUAGAUGGCUUCAAGUACAGCAGUUCCCUCUCAGAGGUUGAUGGCGGAAAGGCCUCAGUAAAAGCAGCAAGGAGCCAAGAAGAACUGUUCAUGCGCGCUUUGUGCCUCUGCCACACUGUUCAGGUCCAGGAAAAUGAUGAAGUCGAUGCACAGAAAUCAGACUCAGGCAUCUCGAGCAAAUACGUUGCUGCUUCUCCAGAUGAAGUAGCUUUACUUCAGGGGGCUCAAAAGUAUGGUUUCACUUUUCUAGGACAAGAAAAUAACUUCAUGAAAGUAAAGACUCCGUACAAGGAAAUCGAAAGAUAUGAGCUGCUAAAUGUUCUGGAUUUUGACUGUGUCCGGCGUCGAAUGAGUGUUCUUGUGAAGGCGAAUGACGGAAAGCUGUAUCUCUUCUGCAAAGGAGCAGAUUCAGCCAUUUUCCCAAGGGUCCCUGAAGCUGAAGCACAGAAGACCAGAACACAUGUGGAGCGAAAUGCAAUGGAUGGGUAUCGGACUCUCUGUGUGGCCUUCAAAGAAAUCUCUCAGGCACAAUAUGUGGUAAUCAGUGGCCAGAUUAAGGAGGCGACAAUGGCGCUGCAAGACCGGGAAGCCAAGAUGGCCAAGGUUUUUGACGAGAUUGAGACGGACAUGCAUUUGAUUGGGUCCACGGCUGUCGAAGACAAGCUCCAGGACCUUGCAGCCGAAACCAUUGAGGCCCUGCACACAGCCGGCAUGAAGAUCUGGGUGCUGACAGGGGACAAGCUGGAGACGGCCCAGGCCACAUGCUAUGCCUGCAGGCUCUUCCAAACCAACACAGAAUUGCUGCAGCUGACAACCAAAACAGUGGGAGAGGAAGGCCGAAAGGAGGAUCGCUUGCAUGAGCUUCUGGUGGAUUAUCACAAGAAGCUAGUGGUGGACAUGCCUCAUGGCAAGAGAACCUGGCUGCUCAGUCAUGAGUACGGGCUGGUCAUUGACGGGGCCACCCUAUCCCUCAUCCUGAACCCUUCCCAAGACUCACGCUCCAGUCACUACAAGACCAUCUUCCUCCAGAUCUGCUUGAAGUGCACUGCAGUCCUGUGUUGUCGGAUGGCUCCUCUCCAAAAAGCCCAGAUUGUUCGAAUGGUUAAGAAUUCAAAGGGCAGUCCCAUAACGCUCGCCGUAGGGGAUGGAGCCAACGACGUCAGCAUGAUUUUGGAAGCUCAUGUGGGCAUAGGUAUAAAAGGUAAAGAGGGUCGCCAGGCAGCCCGAAACAGUGACUACGCCAUCCCAAAGUUUAAAGACUUGAAAAGAUUGCUUUUGGCACAUGGGCAUUUAUACUAUGUGAGAAUAGCACACCUUGUACAGUAUUUCUUCUACAAGAAUCUUUGCUUCAUUUUCCCCCAAUUUUUGUACCAGUUCUUCUGUGGCUUUUCACAACAGCCUCUCUAUGAUGCCGCUUACCUUACCAUGUUCAACAUCUGUUUCACCUCUCUGCCGAUCGUGGCCUACAGUCUCCUGGAGCAACACGUCCACAUUGACACCUUGAUGGCCUUCCCAAAGUUAUAUCUGAAUGUUUCUGACAAUGCCAUGUUGCAGUUGAAGCCUUUCAUAUACUGGACCUUCCUAGGCCUUUUUGACGGCUGCGUGUUUUUCUUUGGAACUUAUUUUCUUUUCCAAGAUGUUUCUAUGGAGAAUAAUGGGAAGAUGGCAGGAAACUGGACGUUUGGGACGAUGGUUUUUACUGUCUUGGUCUUCACCGUCACUCUAAAGCUGGCGUUAGAUACUCGGUACUGGACAUGGCUAAACCACUUUGUCAUUUGGGGUUCCUUGAUCUUCUAUGUGUUUUUCUCCUUCUUCUGGGGAGGAAUUAUUUGGCCUUUUUUGAAGCAACAAAGAAUGUAUCACGUCUUUGCCCAGCUGCUGUCGUCUGCCUCUUCCUGGCUGGGGAUCUUUUGCCUCAUCUUCCUCUCCCUUCUCCCCGAGAUCCUUGCCCUCAUUUUUAGAAACAUGAAAAGAAAAAUCCACCAGGCCUUGGAGUCGGCACAGAAAAGGGAUUUGAUAAGUUUUAAAUGAAGGAAUACUACUGGGUGUAUUUCUUUGCUUUUAAGUGGAAGUUGAACAAUACAGGUGUGUAUAUUGUACUGUUUAUACCUUUGUGUGUUCUUUCAGUAAAUUCUGUACAUAACUGAACCUGUUGAAGAGUUGUCUUUGCUAUAGUUAAGUAUAACAUAUCGCAUAGAUAGAGAACGGAGAAGCUUUUGAUGGACAUCUUGUAAUCAAUGGAAUAAUAAUAUGAAGUAGUAUUGCUAGCAUCAUUUGGUGGCUAAGAAACAGAAUUGGGAAUGCAAGAUGUCCCUAAUUUAAAAUCCCCCUCUGCUGUGAACUCACAAAGCAGAUUUAGGCAAGCCAGUUCCCUGAGGUGGUGAAUGGUUUAAUAAUGUUGGCCUAUCUUAAAGGACUGUUGAAAGAGUUACAGAGAUAUGAAGGGCUUUGAACAUUCAACAGCAUUUUGUGCAUUUAAUAUCACUGCACUUAUGCUUGGUAACAAUGGAAUCUGCUCCCAAGCAACUGGAGCCGUACCUGCUUUAAGGCUUCGAAAGAAAUGCACAUAGGCAUUUCAAUCAUGAAAUUCUUGCAUAAUGUGGAAUAUGGGUUUUUAGCAUAGAAUCUGGGUGUGUAUGCCUUUCCCAUUAAUUAAUAUGGUUUUAUAUAGCAUUAUUAUUAUUAUUAUUAUUAUUAUUAUUAAAAAGCAUCUGGAGAUGGAGGAUUUGUGAAUGCACAGAUCCUCACCACCGUGCACAACCAUCUUCUGCAGAUUGGUUCCCCAUUGAACCUGAUUCUAGAGAAACAGUAUAUUUGAAUAAUAUGUAUGGGGAGUAGUGCCCUUUUUUCUUUCUUUCUUCAUUUGUAUGCAUCCAUUAAGGAGUUUGAAACACCUUUUAAAAAGGAAGCUAGCUCCUUUGCCUUCGGAGGAGAUUUACUCUGAAAUGUAUAUCAGCAUUUUCAGAACAGCCAAAUGAAUGCAUUAGCGCUUUCUCAACAAGUCAGCUGCAGAAUGGAAAAAAGGAGAGAGGAUGUUUUAAUAUUAAGGCUUAGUUUAAAAAACUGUAAGGGUUUAAUUUUUUUUAAAAAAUACUAAACCCUUUACAUGCUCACUUCAAAAGCGACAUGCUGUACAAUUGGGCAAAUGAGAAGGUUUGAUUAAGAAAGCUUUAUUAUGAAAGGGUUCGAUUAAUAAAACAGCCAAGUCUCUCAGUGCCAGUAUUAUGUGCAUAGCACUGAAUUAUGCAGAAACAUUUGAAAUGCUGUGUACAGGUCUGGCCAGCUACUUUUAAUAAGGUUAUUAUAGAGAAGGACAAGAUGGAGAAAAGGACAAUGAAAAAUUUUCAGGAGAUGGAUGAGAAGAAAGGUCCAGGUGUUGGGGCUUCUUACCUGAGCCCAGAAAGGAGGCACCGUGUUAUGACGUCCAUUAAUUUUAUGUAUUUAAAAUAUUUUUAGCUCACUCUUCAACUGAAAGGUCACUUGCAGAGGAUUACAAAACAGGUUGCGUGUAUUUAUGGAAGGCCCUGUCUCCUCUGGUUUACUAUCUAAAAGCCAGGGUUCAGAAAGCAAAGGGAGGAAUAAGAUGUAUAAUGGAUUUUACAAAUGGUGCGGAGAAUGAGUCAUUCUGUAAGUGGCACAGGGAGCGAGGGACGCUGUUCCUCUGAUAAAACUGGAACUGAGAAUCGCCCAGUGAUUUCCGUCAAGAGAAGUGAAACAGUAUUUCUUCAUGAACAAUGGAUUGAGCUUGCCUUGCUGCAUCACAGGCCAUGGGGCAGUGGGUUCUGGCUCUGAAAAGCUUUCAGCGAGGGUUAGAUGACUUCAGGCAAUGGCCAUUGGUGGCUAUUGCUUGCAAGGCAUAAAUUAAGCUUCCAAAGUCUGGUGUAGUCUACCACUAGUGAGAAUAGGGAGCUAGUUGGGGGGUGGGUUGCCCAAUUUUGGGCUACCAAGAACCACCUAUUGGACAUUGGUGCCAAGACAGAUGCUCAGGCAUGAUCUAGUAAAAUCACUAUAUGGUUUGAAUAAGCCAAAAUCUUUGUUGCAAUAUAGGGCUGCAUUCCCACUUACAGAUAAAUCGCUUUGCAAUCCGAAUCAGUGGAUCAGUUUGGCAGUGGAGCGUGGUUCACACUACAUUUGCCUCAAUCGCAUUUUCUUGCUGCAGAAUAAAACACAAUAACCCACUUUUGGUUUACAUUCAUGAAUGAAUUAGUUCAAAAUGGAUCCGCUCCAACCUGCCAAAGGGCAAAUUUAAAUAGAUUCUGAUCCACAUCUGGUUCACACUUACACGGGAUUGAUGUAUCCAAAAAGACGUGGAAAAAAACAGCAUCAAAAUGGGUUUAGCACAUGGCUCCCCUCUCUAAAUCGCUUCAGCGAUUCGGUUCAAGUGUGAACCAGGGUCAUUAAAACCACUUCAAACCAAUUUGCGAACUGGUUUAAAACGUAGUGGGAAUGAGGCCCUGAUAAAUGCUGGGGUUUUUUGGACUGCAACACCCAGAAUCUCCCCAGUCAGCUUACGGGAAUCAGAGUCCAAAAAAGUAACCUUUCCAAGCUCUGCACCGAUUUUUAAAAGAACACCCCCAUAUUUUCUUCCACUUCGAAUUAAACGCAUUCUUGCAUUU
Sceloporus undulatus (fence lizard) is the source of this 5988-nucleotide messenger RNA. RefSeq names its product ATPase phospholipid transporting 11C (gene ATP11C). The transcript has 29 exons. Gene Ontology annotation, molecular function: magnesium ion binding; ATP hydrolysis activity; ATPase-coupled intramembrane lipid carrier activity. The record is from RefSeq and is a predicted model, not a curated record. NCBI's taxonomy places the organism in Eukaryota, Metazoa, Chordata, Lepidosauria, Squamata, Phrynosomatidae. Gene Ontology annotation, cellular component: recycling endosome; trans-Golgi network; plasma membrane. The coding region runs from base 113 to 3403 and encodes 1096 amino acids. Gene Ontology annotation, biological process: phospholipid translocation.